AUGGCUUCACAAAACCCCCAAGCUGAAGCUGUGCGCACAGCCAUAGGUUCUAUAUCGACAUGUACCUCUGCAACAACUCUUGCGCUCAAGGAGCUUCUGCUGCCAAAAGAGCCACGCCCCGAGAAUCAAUCGACGACAGGGAGGCGCACAGCCGCCAAGGGUGCUGCCACCACGACUAACACGAGAACCCCGAGCGCGGCCAAGUCCCGGUCGAAGAAAGACAAGCCAAACGACUCCCCGAACAGCGCACUUUCAGAUAAAGAGAAGGCAGUUUUGGCGACCGAGGUCGUGAAUGCUAUUCUGAAACUCCUCGCCGAUGCGUCAAAGUCCGUGCCUGCGACGCCCGCUCGGCGCAGUCCCCAGGACGGAGAGCUUGUCCGAACAGUUGCGCGCAAUGCGCUCCGGCGGUCGAAUUCGGCGCCCAUGACUCCCCUUCAUGCGCGAUCGCUUAACCGAGUCACGACAUCUCCAGUCGCUGUUGCAAAGCAGGCUGCGAAUUCAAUUCCUUCGCCUUCGAACGGAUGCCUCGCGGCCGUGGAAUGCGGCCGAGUCGCUUUUACCGCCCUUCGGACAUUGCAAAGCUCUGGCAAGGUCACACUCCCGGAGCUCCAGCUGGAGGCGGGAAUGUCAUCUUUCAUCGGGAGAUUGAUAGGGCUCGGCAUGCAAGAACAGGCAGUCAAGGAGCUCCGGGUCUUGAAACAACGAUUGGACGGCGCGCCCAACACGACCAAGAAGACCGUAAAGGACACGGUCGCAGAAGGAGUUUCCUCAAGUCAGUCGAUCGCAGAGAUCAUCAACUUUGAAACUGUCCCAGACUCCCAGCAGGGACUCUCGCUCGCCACUACGGCACAGUUGCAAGCACUUCGCGUGCUAUCUACGCUGAAGAAGCCGUCCUUCAUCGAAGCCGCCUUGCCGUUCCUGAAAGCGUCCAAGACAUCGCCCCUGAGCCUGCUCCUGCAAUCUGCAAACUUGAAAGGCUCUGACCGCGGAAAGAUUGCCCGGCAGAUAGAGAAUCUGUCGCAGCUGGUUCUGUCACUAGCGCCGAGUAUCGCAAGCAAGGAUGACGGCCUGGCGGUCGAACCUCGGCUCAGUGUCUCACCGGUGGUUGCUCUGGAACUGCAGGUCAUCGGGAUCGAGGCAAGACUUCAAUGGUGGGCACUGGCUAAGCACCAAGGAGAUGUCGACAAAGAUAUCCUUUCUCCAUUGUCGCGAUGCCUGUCCGCUUACGUUCGUCGGUCGCGAGCGGAGAGGGCGUCUUACAAACUUUGCAACAAGUCUUUCGAACACAUCAUGAGCGUGGUACGGAUCCAUGAUUUGCGACCAUCAUCGACAUCGAAAUCACCAAUUGCCAGCAUCAAUCAGCUCCUGGCCUCUGUGGCACGUGAGGGUGGAUAUAUCGAAGAGGCAAUUGCCUCUGUCGAGAAACUCUACAAUACUCUGGAUCGAGACGAGGACUCAGCAGCUCGCCGUUGUUCUAUAGCUGCGCAACUGCUCUCACUCCACCUGAAGCAACCUUCGCAGUACUUGAAGGACGAGACGUUGCUGAAUGAGGUCCUGGAGGGGGUACAAGGGCCGCUCAAAGGCGACACAACGGAGCUGGAGGAGCUGCUCAUGAAUAUCUGCCAGCUCCGGAAGUCGGCUAUGAGCCUACUUAUAAAGCGUGUUCAGGACGAGGCGAGUCCAGAACACUUGCUGGAGAGCCACAGACACCUCCUCGAAGCCUUUGUUUUUCACUGCCCCAGAUUCUGCCUGAGAUGGCUCGGCAAGCCCCCAGCAUCGAAAAGCAGUACCAAGGACUUCCUCCGUUACGAGCAACGUCGACAGCUCUUAUCCAAAUCUAUACAUCAUAUUCUCGACUCUGCGCUAGUUGUCGCCAAACUCCAUAUUGACGAACGGAGGAUCGUCUGGGCUCAGCUGGAUUCAGUCCUCCAAGACUCGCUUACCCUGCUCGACUACAUGGGAGACUCAAACACAUCAACAACAUCCACAUCUUUUUACGUCAAGAUAUCCCACUUUUAUUACCUACAAUACAACACUCUCCGCCAACAGUCUACUGACCCGACAGAUGUCGAGCCACUUCGGGCCCUUCGUAAAUCUAUUGACUGCAUCAGGUAUCGGUCAAGGCAGGAGAAAGAGAGGUCGCAGAUCAUUCAAAAGCUCGAGCGUAUGGCCGAGCUUUGUAGAUCUCUUGGGAGAGGCGCAGAAGCACUAGGCGCUUUGCAAGCUAUUCGAAGCACUUUUGUCGAGGAGGGCGUGUUGAGAGAGAUCGCCGAGAGCCUCAAUACCCAGCCGCCUUCAGUAGCCUGGACCUCCAACAUGAAAUCUCUGGGCCUUUCACGAAGCCUGGCAGAGAUUUCCAAAUUGGAACAGGUUGCUGUCGACUGGACAUCGGAAUUGACCGAGCCGGAGAAGAUCGCUGUGCUGGAGCAUCAACUCCAUUUUGAGUCCAUGAGGCGGACGAGGAGUUCUCAUCGACCGUCGUUGAGCGAUGCAAACGUAGAAGCGCUGCUCCGAGCCUACUACCCGACACAGUUCCCUGUCAGAAGAUACCGAACUCUUCUGCGCCUGCUCGCGACUAGUAUGCAGGAUCGAGACGUCAUUGCCGACAUCCAAUCGCAAAUCAACGCCACCCAAGGUUUGAUCGAGAAUCAGGACCUCGGAGAUGACUCUUCACUGAGGAGUUACCUGCCUCAUUAUCAGAACCUCUACACAAGUCUCACGGGUCUCAUUGCAGGGUUCCCACAGCUCGCAACAUUAGAGGAAUGCCUCGCUACCUGGACAGAUCUGGUCGAAGCUCAUGCAUCAGAGGAGGAUCUCAACAAAUACCUUGAUGGGCCUUCUGACCUCCUUGCCCACCUACAAUCAGUUGCCGACUUCACACGCACGAUGGGUCAUGAGACUAUCUUGACGAAAGUGUUGGGGCUGUCAGCCAAGAUCAGCAAGGUACUGUCGGACUCGACCCAAGAAGGUCUCGACCUAAAGUACAAGUCUCAUCUGGCCACGCAUUACGUUGCAAUCGGAGAGAGCGCCCGGGCACAGGACAUCCUGAACUCAGGCAAACAGACACACAGCCUUAACGAUGUCUCUCUUGAGACAAGACUAGGUUUCCAUCUCUCAUUCGCCGAAUACUUUAUUGCCGUCGGUGAAACAGCCGAGGCCGAGGUUCAUUUGGAACAGGCUUGCCAGGCAAAUCACGAUACUCAAACCCGAGCGCGACUUUCAAGGGGUCAGAGGAAGGCUUUGGUCGCUCAGGCAUCCUUUCUUCAAUCGCUAGCAAGUCUCAAAAAGGGCGACUCUCACCACGCCUUGCUAGUAGCCCGAAAUGGCGUAAAGAUUCUAUUCCAAGAAUGGUCCAAACUCGAGAAAGAUCGUCAGUCCGACUCUACAAUUGACGCAUCUCUGUCCGAAGAUCAACAAGGAUUAAACGAGACCAGUCAGACCGAUCUGGAGCAACCACAGGAGUGUUCUAUGUCUCCUGAUGAAGUGUGCUCGCCAGCUUUCUGGGCAUUAUUCUACCCGCUUUUCCGAAGCCUUUCAUCCCUUUCGACUCUAUACGCUCACAUGGGUAUGUUUCAAGAGACCUUGUACUAUGCCGAGCAGGCAAACAAGAUUGCAAAUUCGACGGGAUCAUCGAUCUACAUUGCAAGCUCUGAGGCGUGGCUGGGAUCGGUGUGGCUCAAGGCCGCCAAACCAGACAAGUCUCUCUCUUUUCUGAACGCUGCUAGAUCAAACCUGGAAGAGGCGAACUUUUCCUCCCAGAUCGCCACUAUUGCUCGCGACAUGGGUGUCAUGUUUGGCAAGUUGCAGGAUUCAAAGGCUGAGGCGGAGAUGAUGCAGAAGGCGCAGAGCAUCAUGGUCUCUGUGGUCGAAAACAUGGCAAAGGUGGUUCAAGAUGACCAAUCCGUUUUGGAGACCAAGAUGGCAAGAAUGACCCUGAAGGAGAAACCGGCCAGAGAAGCUCGCAAGCCUCGAAUCCCGGCUCAGCGCAAGCCAGCGACAAAAGCGACCAAAGCCAAGACCAAAACGACUGCCGCACAGUUCCAACAACCACCUACUUCGGAGAACCUGGCAGUUUUGGCCCUCAACUCCACGAUCAUGGUUCAGAAGCUUUCUUCUUGCGUAAAGCAAAGGGACUGGGAUGCGGCCAAGGCAAUCGUGCAGACGAUGGAAGGCUUACCGCCCAGUUCGCUAAGUACCGUCUCGGGCAAAGUUGCGAGAGCUUCAUACCUUCUUGGAUAUAGCAUCGAUCAGAUGGCUCGAGACGCAGUCUUCUCUGUCAUCCAGGAUUCAACCCUUUCCUUCCCCGCAGUCGCCAGCUCGGGCGGAGAUAGAUACGGCCGACUCUCGUUGACGAAGCAGUCUCCCGCCGGGAAAACACGAGCCCCAAGCACGUCGCAGACCAGAGACAGCGCCAAGGAGGCCGGCCUUCCCGGAUUCCUGGAAAGCUUGAGGGAAGCCCAGGAAUGUCUCCUGGAGGCCCAUUCCAUAGCCUCGGUCAAGGGAGAUGCUGGUCAACUUCAUCGAAUCUCGGGUAUGCUCCAGAAUGCAGUCGUGCUUAUAUCGGCUGCCUGCUCCGCCAAGCCCAGACUGAUGAGCCACCCGGGCUUUGCAACAUGCAUCGUUGAGAUGGCGAGAAAUAUGACCUGGAGGAGAGAGCGGAAAGUUCUCCUUUUGGAAAAAGCACCGGCCAAGACGGAGGGCUUAGAUUGGCCUACUGCCACGGCUUCACUCGACGCAAGGCGGUCUAGCCUAGGCUUCUCUUCGGACGUGAACCGCUUCCAGCAUGACUUCAUCGACAUCAUACCCAAGGAUUGGAGUGUUGUCUCUAUUUCUCUGAGCGAGAACAAACACGACUUGUACAUCACGAGAUUACAAGCGACACAGAGCCCCUUUGUGCUUCGGCUUCCUCUGGAGCGGGCUAGCUCCCGAGAUGCGGACAACGAAGUCUUCAAUUUCCAGCAAGGACGCUCCGAGCUACUGGAUAUUAUCGAGAAAGCGAAUGCUAGUUGUCAUGAUGCACGGGACAUGUCUGUCAAGGGAGCCAAGUCAUCUUGGUGGGCAGAGCGUGAAGCACUAGAUGAGCGACUGAAGGACCUGCUGGUCAACGUUGAGCAGAUAUGGCUUGGGGGCUUCAAGGGCAUUUUCUCGCAACAGCCACGGCGCGCCGAUCUGCAUGCCAAGUUUCAAAAAGGAUUCCAGAAGAUCUUGGACAAGCACCUCCCUUCCCGGCGACAGGUUCGUGGAAGGAGAACCAAGGCCGCGUCAGCGCCCAAGGUCUCGUUGGACCCCAGAAUUCUGGAUCUCUUCGUCGGGCUUGGUGAUGUCACCGUCCCGGACUGUGACCUCGACGACGCCUUGAACGACCUGCUCUACUUCGUCGUUGACAUUCUGCAAUUCCACGGCGAGCGUAACGCGUACGACGAGAUCGACUUCGACUCGAUGGUUGUCGAGACGUUUGACGAGCUCCACUCGUACCACUCCGCCAUCAAUAAUAGCGCCGAGCCGGCAGGACGCUCGCACACUAUUCUCGUCCUCGACAAGGCUCUCCACGUCUUCCCCUGGGAGUCAUUGCCUUGCAUGCAGGGUCAGGCGGUGUCGCGGGUACCUUCGCUGGCAUGUCUCAGGCGCCUGAUUCUUGAUCAGCAGCAGCAGGCUUCCAGUGCCAACACCACGGAGGAUUCGGUGGUCCAACAGGAUAUGUCACUGGCCAGCCAGCCUAGUGGGCACCAUGUGUCGCUGACAUCGGGAACCUACAUCCUGAACCCGUCGGUGGACCUCAAGACGACGCAGGCCACCUUUGACAAACCGCUUGCGUCGGCUCUGUGCCCCGGCUGGAAGCGCAUCGUGGCUCGCGAGCCGUCCGAGGCCGACUUCGAGGCCGCCCUCACCGAGCGAGAUGUCCUCCUCUACUUUGGCCACGGCAGCGGCGCGCAGUACAUCCGCGGCCGCACCAUACGGCGGCUCGACAAGUGCCGCGCCGCGGUCCUGCUCAUGGGCUGCUCGUCGGCCAGCCUCGUCUACAAUGGCGACUUUGAGGUGUACGGCCCGGCGUGGAACUACAUGAUGGCGGGGUGCCCGGCCGUCGUGGGCACGCUGUGGGACGUCACGGACAGGGACAUCGACCGCCUCGCCGGCAGGCUGUUUGAGGAGUGGGGCCUGCUCGCCAGGGGCACCUUUGCGGAGAAGCAGAGCAAGAGUGGUGGUGGUGCCAAGGGCCGACGGGCGGCCAAGGCUGUGGAUGAUGCAACAGCAGCAGAGGCCGAGGGCGCAGAGGACGCAUCGCUCGUCGAGGCUGUGACCAAGGCCCGCGAUGCGUGCCGCUUCAAGUACCUCACCGCCGCCGCGGUGUGCGUCUAUGGCAUCCCGGUGUUUAUCACUCGGGAUUCGUGA
Messenger RNA from Thyridium curvatum, 6390 nucleotides. RefSeq lists its product as uncharacterized. Gene Ontology annotation, cellular component: cytoplasm; mitotic spindle; centrosome. The transcript has a single exon. Lineage: Eukaryota; Fungi; Ascomycota; Sordariomycetes; Thyridiales; Thyridiaceae. The record is from RefSeq and is a predicted model, not a curated record. Gene Ontology annotation, molecular function: protein binding; cysteine-type endopeptidase activity. Gene Ontology annotation, biological process: proteolysis; meiotic chromosome separation. Bases 1 to 6390 code for a protein of 2129 amino acids.